This is a messenger RNA of Pelobates cultripes (western spadefoot toad), 384 nucleotides long. NCBI's taxonomy places the organism in Eukaryota, Metazoa, Chordata, Amphibia, Anura, Pelobatidae. The record is from the annotation of a GenBank genome assembly.
AUGUCAGAGCGCAACCCCCAGGCAGCGCGGUCGGUUCAAUCACCCCUCACGUUCAUGCGAACAGCACCUCUGUUCGCACGAACGCCACUAACCAGAUACAGAAGGAAGAACUUCAUGCAUAUGAACACCACCUUUGUUCUUGUGAAUGCUACUCACGUAUACUGCAGACAUAACUCCAUUCGUAAGGAUGCCAGCUCCCGAACACAGCAAGAACAAAAGUCUGUUUGUGAGAACGCUGCUGCUUCCAAAUGCGACCACACAGAAGGAAGAACUUCAGGAAAAUCAAAGGGCGUGCGCGUGCCGACGAAGAGCCUUUUAAAGGUACAGGAGGGGGAAACCAGGGUGAUACCUCAAUUAACAAGACCACCCACUUUCUCUAUUUAA